GAGCACGCGCCCACAGCGCGCGACCCGAACCGCAUCGUCACGCGCACGGUGCGCCGCGCGACGCGUGCGGAUCUCGCGGAGUAUCUGAACGCGGAGACGUGGGUGUUCACGCGCGCGCCCGAGCGCGAGGCGUCGGAUAAGCGGAAAGGGAUGAAGCAGAGCUCGGAGAAGAAGACGGCGGAGGCGAGGUCAAGGUCGCCGCAUGUGCAUUUUGCUCAGCAGGGGAAUCUGGGGACGACGAAGGAAAGCAGGGGGAGGCGGGGGAAGAAGACGCCUCGGCGUACGAGGCUGGAGGACGGUGGGCGGCCCAAGGCACCUGCUACAGGGCACGAGACGACGCACCAGCCAGAACAGCGCAUCUAUGCAAAUCAAACAAUGGCAGCUCCAGCACCAGUGCCGAAUCCAGCACCCCAACAGCGCACACACGCCACACCCGCAAGGUCGACCCACGGCCAGUGGUGGUCGCCCAACCCCGCGUUCUGCUGCGCGCCGAACAAGUGGCCCGCUCCGCGCGAGCAAGCGCCCAACCCGCGCACGCCUGAUCCGCCCCACCAUCCUGGAUUGUCGCCGUACACGCACCCGUACCGCUCUCCAUACGCGCCACAAACACCAUAUGCGUAUACGCCUCAGACGCCCUACACGCCCCGAGCGCCCUACACGCCCUGUGCACAGGCCGCAAACGCAUACACACUCGGCUCGCCCGCCUCGUACGCCGCCGCGCCUGCGUACAUCCACUCGCCGUUCCCGUUCCGCCCCGUUCCGGUGCUACGUGGGCCGUGGGUGGGCGACUACGGUACGCCGGCGUGGGGAGGGGGUGCGGCGGGGCUUGCUUACUGAGGUGGCUGAUGAACAUUAAUGAAAGCGAGGAUGUGUAUGGACUCUCAUUCAUGGUUUGCGGUAUAUGUCAAGGCUAUGCGACUUACUGGUUGUGUGUGUUGUCGGUCCCUAUGAUACCC
Molecule: messenger RNA, 956 nt
Organism: Coniophora puteana RWD-64-598 SS2
Lineage: Eukaryota; Fungi; Basidiomycota; Agaricomycetes; Boletales; Coniophoraceae
Exons: 2
Coding region: 151-837 (228 amino acids)
Source: RefSeq, a predicted model, not a curated record